GUUAGAGCUUGGUGCAUACUCCCCAAGCGACUCUCAGCAUACGUUCAGGGACUUUCGCCUCGAGCCUGACUAUCCAUACCAAGAACUCAACGAUCUGGACGUGGAAGGGGAGGCGUAUAAGCUGCGGGCUAAUAGAGCCCAAUUUGACGCCUUGAAUGAUCCACAUCAUUCGUGGGUAAACGGCCGCCGGGGUGAUAUAAAGCUUGAAUCAAAGCAGAGAAUCAUGGGGACAUUAAUAACGAUCGAUCGUUGCCCUCCCGAAUACUCAAGGUUCCCCCGACCGUUUCCUAAGGUUGAGAUCAUAACAAGCCUAGUUAUGCAUCGACAUUUUUAUCGGAAAAUUUCUGCCAGUUCCCUGAGUAAACUACUUCGUCAGGCGUUCACGUGCCUUAAGUGGUUCCGUCAUGAAAUGUGGCACGAUGUUGUUCCUAGGCAGCAGUCACGCUUCGAAAAACAAUACAUGCGGUUGAUAUCUCAGGACCUGCCAAGUACUCUCCGGAACCUAUGUAUAUUCGAGGAUUUUAAUAAACUCCUCCACCCGAAAGGAUCCGCCACGCAUUCGAAUCGAUCUUUAGGCAUAGCUCUCUCCAAGUCCAGUCGUUUCCUCGAGAAUCUAUCUGCUGCUUUCCUCAUAGAUGCGCAGGACUUUUUUGCAGCUUUCUGGCCAACGAAGCAACAAGAUUCAGCUACGAUCCCCUGGAGCAAUCUCCGAACUCUGGCUUUGACGUCACAUUUGUUAUAUCCGCGGGUAGCGCGUGUGAUGAUCAACAAGUUGUUAAUCGCUGCAGGCCGGGCAGCCGCUUUCAUGCCUAACCUCGAGGUUAUGGAGAUAUGGAAUGGCGGCGAAGGACAUGCUUGUGUCUUUCAAUACAGUUACAACUCUGGAAAGCCCCGUAUUACCUGGUCAAGCAGUUGGGGCGCUAACAUGGAGUUGGAUGAUGACGUGCUCUGCUGUUGGUCGGCAUUGCCAAAGCAUAAGCAACCCUGGUCUGAUGGUCUCGUUGCUACCGUUGCUCAGCUCCCAAAAGGGCGUAAGCAAAUAAAGACUCAUGCCACAAUAAUUCCCUACUUGGAAACGCGAAAAGGCGUCUUGAGCACUUUUUCGGAUUAUCAGCUGUUCUGGGAGCAAUAUUAUGGACUUAAAAGGCUAGAUAUAUAAAGGUUGCGGAGUUGCUCUUCGAAGGGCAAACAUCCUUCUCUGCUAUAGCGGCUCAAGUAGCUAGAAAUUGAGAUACGAGUC
Durotheca rogersii is the source of this 1240-nucleotide messenger RNA. RefSeq lists its product as uncharacterized. The record is from RefSeq and is a predicted model, not a curated record. Bases 224 to 1159 code for a protein of 311 amino acids. The transcript is spliced from 2 exons. Lineage: Eukaryota; Fungi; Ascomycota; Sordariomycetes; Xylariales; Xylariaceae.